AUGCCGCUCCUGCUGGAGUGUGCUCAGGUGCAGGGCCCUCAGUAUCUCUCUGACAUGUGGAAGUUCAUGAGCGAGCCGCUGAUCAAAGCCAUCGGCACGGAGCCCGACUCGGACGUGUUGUCGGAGGUCAUGCACGCCUUCGCCAAGUGCAUGGAGCUGAUGGGUGACGGCUGUCUGGAGAAGGCCCAGUUUGAGGAGCUGGGGGGGAUCCUGAAGGCCAAGCUGGAGGAGCACUUCAAGAACCAGAGACUCAGACAAGACAAAAGAGAAGAUGAAGACUACGAUGAGCAGGUGGAGGAGACGUUACAAGACGAGGACGAGAACGACGUGUACAUUUUGACCAAAGUGUCGGACAUCCUGCACUCGGUCUUCAGCUCGCACAAAGAGAACGUCCUGCUGUGGUUUGAGCAGCUGAUGCCGCUGAUCGUGGAGCUGCUGAGAGCAGAGCGGCCCUGGGCGGACAGACAGUGGGGCUUGUGUAUCUUUGACGACGUGGUGGAGCACUGCAGCCCCUCCUCCUUCAGAUACGCAGACUUCUUCUUGGGGCCGAUGCUGCAGUCGCUCGUGGACCCGGUGGCCGAGGUGCGGCAGGCGGCUGCGUACGGUGUGGGCGUUAUGGCGCAGUAUGGUGGCGCAAACUACUGCAAGUUCUGUAAAGAGGCCAUCCCAAGGUUGGUCCAGGUAAUCCAGGCCCCGGACUCUCGCUCCAAAGAGAACGUGAACGCCACAGAGAACUGCAUCUCGGCCGUGGGCAAAGUGAUGCGCUUCCAGCCGGAGUGGGUCAGCGUCGGCGAGGUGCUCCCCCAUUGGCUGAGCUGGCUGCCACUCAAAGAGGACAAGGAGGAGGCAGUCCACACCUUCGACUUCCUCUGCGACCUCAUCGAAAGUAACAACCCAAUCGUCCUUGGUCCAGACAACGCAAACCUUCCCAAGAUCUUCCUCAUCAUUGCGGACGGCGUGGCAAGCGAAUCCAUCAAAUGUGAAGACUCCUGCAGCAAAAGACUGGCCAACGUCAUCCGGGUUUCGGACGGUUUAUGGACAACGUGCGUCUCUACAUUGAACGAGUCUCAACAGAAAGCCAUGCAGGACCUGCUAAACUCGGCCUAA
Messenger RNA from Knipowitschia caucasica, 1107 nucleotides. Lineage: Eukaryota; Metazoa; Chordata; Actinopteri; Gobiiformes; Gobiidae. The record is from the annotation of a GenBank genome assembly.